AUGGUGGUCGCGGGGCCUGCGGAUGCUGGUGGCAGGGACAUGGGCAGGAUGGCUGGAUGGGGUUUUCUCAGCUUCAUUGCUUCCUACAACAUUGUCCCGGAGUUCGGUGCUGAUGAGAUCAUCCGUCUCUUCGACAAUAUCGCGCCCCAGGUGAAGCAUAACUGCGUUGAGCUCUGCAAGCGUCUUGGCCUCAUUGGAAAGAUGACUGAUUCAAUCAAUCAUUUCAUUGAAAAUGGGCAGCCACUCGAUGCUAUAAGAUUGGCACAUACUUUCAGUUUGACUGACAAAUAUCCUCCACUUGCCAUCAUGAAUGAUUAUAUUGAGAAUGCCAAGAAGACUGCUGAAGACAUACUAAGCAAGGAAAGCUAUACACUGGAAUCUCUGGUAUCAGAAUCAAGCGAUGCAAAGAAGGUUGAUGCUCUAAUAUUUUCAUGGAGCGCAAUUGAUGGGUGCGAUAUUGAUUCUGUUCAGCGUAAUAGCAUCAAGGCAGAAAUUACUCAGCUGUUACACAAGUAUACAAACAAGCAGCAAAGUCUAGCAGGAGUUCCAGCCUCCAUUGCAAGUUCGCACCAGCAGCAGAAGUUUCAAGAGGAGUAUCAGCAGCGGCCACAAAUGCGACUGGUUGAACAGCAGAAGCAGCAGCGAAAGCCACAUGAGCUGCAGCAAAAACCAGAAGAGAAACAGCGCCAGCAGCAGAAGCCACAAGAGACGCAGCGUCGGCACAUUCAGAAUCAACCAGAGCCACAGAAGCAGGAAAUGUGGCAAAACCGGAAAAGGAAAAGAGAAAACAAGAAUCGCAAGAGGAAACAACGCAGGCAGAAACUGCAGCAACAGAAUAAACGCCCAUGGCUACCUCCAUAUGCCAGGCCAGGAAUUAACAUCCAGCAUGGGCAACCAUUUUCUGGAACUCGAAGAGCUCCGUGA
Molecule: messenger RNA, 924 nt
Organism: Sorghum bicolor (sorghum)
Lineage: Eukaryota; Viridiplantae; Streptophyta; Magnoliopsida; Poales; Poaceae
Exons: 4
Coding region: 1-924 (307 amino acids)
Source: RefSeq, a predicted model, not a curated record